Penicillium atrosanguineum is the source of this 2148-nucleotide messenger RNA. RefSeq names its product ATP-dependent DNA helicase 2 subunit KU80. The coding region runs from base 1 to 2148 and encodes 715 amino acids. Gene Ontology annotation, cellular component: Ku70:Ku80 complex; nucleus. Gene Ontology annotation, biological process: DNA recombination; cellular response to gamma radiation; cellular response to X-ray. Gene Ontology annotation, molecular function: double-stranded DNA binding; damaged DNA binding; telomeric repeat DNA binding. The transcript is spliced from 11 exons. The record is from RefSeq and is a predicted model, not a curated record. Lineage: Eukaryota; Fungi; Ascomycota; Eurotiomycetes; Eurotiales; Aspergillaceae.
AUGGCGGAAAAGGAAGCGACCGUGUACAUCGUCGAUGUCGGCAAAUCCAUGGGGAAGCGCCGCCAUGGCCGCCUCGUCACGGAUCUUGAAUGGGCAAUGCAGUACGUCUGGGACAAGAUCACGACUACAGUUGCAACAGGCCGAAAAACAGCUACUCUCGGCGUGGUUGCCCUACGCUCAGAUGACACGUCAAAUGAGCUUGCGGGGGAUCCCAGCUUCUCCAAUAUAUCCGUGAUCCAAGAAAUUGGGCAGGUUCUCAUGCCUGAUAUUCGGAAGCUGCGAGAUUGUAUCAACCCCAGUCGAACUGACAAAGGCGAUGCCAUCUCAUCGGUCAUUCUUGCUAUCCAGAUGAUCAGCGCGUACUGCAAGAAGCUCAAAUACAAGCGCAAGAUCGUACUCAUCACUAAUGGCACGGGUUACAUGAACAACGAGGGUAUUGAUGACAUUAAAGACAAAAUCAAAGAGGACGGUAUUGAUUUUGCUGUCAUCGGAGCGGAUUUCGAUGAUCCAGAGUUUGGUAUCAAAGAGGAGGAUAAAGAUACUCACAAGGCCCAGAAUGAGACCCUUCUAAGGGAAUUUGCCGAGGGCAUCGAUGGUCUCUACGGAACAUUGGGGGAGGCAAUCGCAGAAAUGGACAUCCCUCGCAUCAAAGUCACGAAGAGCAUGCCAUCUUUCAAAGGGUUUCUCCAACUUGGAGAUGCUACAAAAUACGAAACGGCGUUGCGCAUACCCGUUGAACGCUAUUUUCGAACAUAUGUCGCGAAGCCCCCAUCCGCAAGUUCCUUCGCCAUCCGGUCCGCCACACAGGGCGAGGAUGGCGAUGUUCCUACUGCAAGUCAAGCACCAGGAGAUGAAUUCCUUACCACGGUGAGGACAUCGCGAACUUAUCAGAUCACAGACGAGUCUGCGCCGGGCGGUAAGAUCGAUGUCGAGCGAGACGACCUUGCAAAGGGUUAUGAGUACGGACGCACGGCCGUCCACAUCAGCCAGACUGACGAGAAUAUCACAAACCUGGAGACCUUCGCUGGUAUGGAUCUCAUUGGAUUCGUCCAAAGCGACAAGUUUGAUCGAUACCUUCCCAUGUCCAACAGCAACAUCAUAAUUCCGCAGCGAGCAAACGAUAAGGCCUCGUUGGCAUUGUCUUCUUUCAUCCAUGCUCUUUUCGAGCUAGAGACCUACGCUGUCGCUCGAUUAGUAACCAAAGAGGCCAAGCCGUCGUUGAUUGUCUUACUCGCGCCGUCCAUCGAGCCUGAAUACGAAUGUCUUAUUGAACUGCAGCUGCCGUUUGCAGAGGAUGUACGAUCCUACCGAUUCCCACCACUGGAUAAAGUGGUUACUGUCUCGGGGAAGAUUGUCACCGAACACCGCAACCUUCCCAGCGACGAUUUGCAAGAUGCGAUGAGCCAAUAUGUGGACAGUAUGGAGCUGGACCUGAAGGAUGACGACGGUGACACUAUCCCCGGACUACCUAUCGAUGAGGCUUUCUCCCCACUACUGCACCGAAUCGACACUGCGGUACGACAUCGCGCCGUACAUCCUAAUGGCCCCAUCCUCGAGCCCUCAGAACGCUUAGCCAAAUUCGCCAACCCACCCGAAGAUCUCGUCAAGAAAUCAACCCAAUACCUCGAGAAACUGAUCUCCACAGCAGAUGUCAAGAAAGUUCCACCCAAGAAAAAGGGUCGCAAACGUCAACGCGAAACCGAAAAGCCCCUCUCCGGCCUGGACGUUGACGCCCUCCUCUCCCAAGAACCCAAACGCUCCAAGAUCUCCGCUGAAAACGCCGUCCCAGAGUUCAAGCAGAUGCUGUCACGCGCCGAGAGCGUCGACACAAUUCACGACGCUGUUAAGCAGAUGGCUGUUAUUAUCGAGACGCAGACCAAGCAUAGUCUCGGCGAUGCUAAUUACGAUCGUGUCGUUGAAGGCCUUGGGACCAUGCGAGAGGAACUGGUAGAUUAUGAAGAGCCGGCGCUCUACAAUGAUUUCUUGCGCGUGCUGAAAAGGAAAAUUCUGGAUGAAGAGUUGGGUGGGAACCGACGUGAGCUGUGGUGGCUUGUGAGGAAGAGUAAACUCGGUCUUAUUGAUCGGGUUGCUUCAGAGCAGUCAGAGGUUUCCGAGGAGGAGGCUAAAGAGUUCUUCUCGGUUGCUUGA